Molecule: messenger RNA, 936 nt
Organism: Aureobasidium musti
Lineage: Eukaryota; Fungi; Ascomycota; Dothideomycetes; Dothideales; Saccotheciaceae
Source: the annotation of a GenBank genome assembly
AUGUCAGCACCCACGACCUCACUAGAGGCCAAGCUGGUCGUGCUCGGUUCUCAAAACGUGGGCAAGACUUCGCUCGUCCACCGUUUCGUUCAUCAGACCUUUCUUCCUCCCAGCACUCCCUCGACCGUUGGCGCCUCCUUCCUUACCACGCGCGUUCACGAUCCAGAAACAGACACAGACAUACGCCUGCAGAUCUGGGAUACCGCCGGCCAGGAACGUUUCCGCAGCAUCAGCAAGCUGUACUAUCGCGGUGCACACGCCGCCGUCUUAUGCUAUGACAUAACGAGCAAGAAGAGCUUCGAAGAGAUGGGUGUAUGGCUGCGAGAACUGCGCGACAAGGCUGGCUGGGGUGACACUGAGGACUUGAUCCUGCACGUCGUAGGUACAAAGAGUGACGUUGUCGCUGAGGAUCCUUCCAAACGUGAGGUUCCUUUUGAGCGCUGCAUCGGUUAUGUCGCAGAGCAGCUCUACCCAGACCAAGUCAUUCCUGGUAGUCUUCGUCCAUCAAGCGCCAUGCACAGCUCCCCUCCCAGCAACAACAAUCUUGCUGCCAUGGCCUCACCACACAGCAACCGCAGCAGUGGCUUCUGGGGUCAAGAACACAUCUGGGACUGCUGCCAUGAGAUCAGCGCAAAGGAUGGCGAGGGCAUAGAAGAAAUGUUUCGCGUCAUCACCCGCAAGCUCGUCGACCAGCAUCAGCGCAGACAAGACCAGCAACGUACCAUUGAAGCCUCCAUGGGACGCACNCCCUUUGCCGAAGGCGGCCCAAGCUACUUUGACCUCCCGAAUGGUGGCACAGGCAGCUUCCGUGUCGGCCAUGGCGACAAGCGACGCAGCUGGCUAGGCUUCCCCAACACUCCUGGUGCAGUCAGUUAUGCAUCAGAAACUGGUGAAAGCGAGGACAACACCAACGUCAGAAAGGGUCGCUGUUGUUGA